AUGGCUAAUAAGCUGCUAGCUGCGCGCGGCGCUGGCCAGUUUGAGCUUGUAGCUCAGACAAAGGCCAAGUAUGGCAUCUGUGACGAGGACGUCUAUAACUUCGACGAAGCUAGCUUCUUAAUAGGCAAGAUCACCACUCAGCUUGCCGUCACAGCAUCAGAGAGAAGAGGCCGACCAAAGGCUGUCCAGCCAGGUGGCCGAGAGUGGGUGACGUUUAUCGCUAGGAUUAACGCAGCUGGCUGGUCUAUCCCACCAUUUCUAAUCUUUACUGGCAAGUAUCACCUCUCUACCUAG
Bipolaris victoriae FI3 is the source of this 294-nucleotide messenger RNA. RefSeq lists its product as hypothetical. Bases 1 to 294 code for a protein of 97 amino acids. The record is from RefSeq and is a predicted model, not a curated record. NCBI's taxonomy places the organism in Eukaryota, Fungi, Ascomycota, Dothideomycetes, Pleosporales, Pleosporaceae. The transcript is spliced from 2 exons.